CGCGCACAGGCUGCGACUGAGCUCAGCUUGGUUGUGGUGGUGGUGGUGGUGGUGGUGGUAAUAAUAAAUCCAAAUCCAGCCAUCCAGGUCCAGGUCCAGGUCCAGGGCUCCUCCAUUCCUCUUCUGACCUCGCCCGCCCGCGCCGAUGGAUUCCGCCGCCGCCCAGGCCCAGCCGACGCACGCGCCGGCCGACGAGGAGGAGGCGCGCCGCCGCCGGGGCACCGACUGCGUCUACUACCUCGCCUCCCCGUUGACCUGCAACAAGGGGAGCGAGUGCGAGUAUCGUCACAGCGACGGUGCCAGGGUGAAUCCCAGGGACUGCUGGUAUUGGUUCAACGGCAACUGCGCGAAUGCUAAAUGUUCGUUUAGGCAUCCGCCGCUGGAUGACUUGCUCGGAGCAUCGGCGACUCCGCGGGCACCUCAACAACCUGCGCUGCAGGUUCCCGUGCCAGCUCAAGCUGUUCCACCCAAUGGCACAGCCAAGCCAGUUGUCCCGUGUUACUAUUACCAGAAAGGCAUGUGCGCGAAAGGAAACCUGUGCACAUUCUCGCAUGGGCCGCAGUUUGCUGGAAACCAUGCUUUGCAGCCUCAUCUCCAGCUGAAGAACUCCAACUCGUGGACGAAGCCAACCAAUUCACCCCAACAGAGUACCAUUCCCGCCGUACAUGGCGAGCUUAAAGUCGGUGCUCAGAACGGCAGACCAGCUCAGAAGCAAAAUCCGACAAGCAGGGCUUAUCACUCGCCAGGAAUUUACCAGAAUCAGAAUAAACCUUAUGUGCUUUCUGGUGCGGCAAAGAGUUACCAGCCUCAGCGUUCGGUUGAAGCUGAGUCUGCUGAGAAUGUUAUGGAGACGGGUGAGUUUGUCAGGGAACCUUCUGCUGGUUCCAGUGUGGUUGCCGGGAGUGUCGAGGACGAUGCCGAACGGUCGUUCAAGGAAGGGCACACUAGUAGUUACCGGCGUGCUAGCGGGGAGCAGAACAGUGGGGUGCGUAGGCAAGCACAUGGUGGCUAUGAACUAGAAAGGUCAUCACACAGAAGCUCAUCCGACAGGUUGGUGUCAGAGAGAAGGCUUACGCAGAGAGAGUCGAUGCCUGUAACUGCAGAAAGUUCAGACUUGCGCCACAGGCUACUGAAGCAAAGAAGGCUGAAUGAUUCGAGACAGUCGACACAGGUCCCUGAUAGGCGGGAUAGAAGGUAUCCUGAGGAUGAGCGCGACAGCCAUCAUCGCCGUCGAGGAGAAGAGCGUGCUGCCCACGACGGCCUCUCACGCUCUCGGUUGCAAGGUCGGAUAAAACUUCCAGGGGAGACAUCACUUGACAGACUUGGCCCACACCCACACCUAGAGAAAGAGAGAGGGCAUAGAGACAGGUUGUCUCCACCAAAGCAAACAGACCUUCGAGCAAAGCUUCAUGAUAGGCUAAAGGCUAGAUCGAAUGAGGAGGUCCCUGGUAACCUGAAGAGUUCAGUGGUAAAAGCAAGUAGUGGUGAGGAUGCUGGGGUGGUGAACUUUUCUGGUCCAAAGAGCCUUGCAGAGUUGAGAGCAAAGAAGGCUGCUUACAGAUCAGGAGAAAACACUGUCAAGAAUGCUGGCCGUGUUGCGCGACCAGCCCGUAUGACGUCCGAGAUAGUUGCCAAGAGGGACUCACCAGACCUUGUUCCCUUUGACGGCCCGAAGCCAUUGAGUGUCAUCUUGAAGAGAAAAAGAGAGGCAGCUUCUGCCGAUUCUGGCAGCAUGCAGGAAGAACAGGUUGCAGGUCAGGAGGAACAGUCCCUGAACAAUUCCAGAAUCCUCGACAACGAUAGAGUCGAGGCAAACACCGAGGACAUUGAAGAAGAAGAAGAGUUCCACCCAGAAGAUGAUGUGAUGUACGACGACGAUGGCCUUUCUCCUGCUGAUGACAAUACUGCAGAAGCUGCAGCCGAUGUAGGCAAAGAAGAGCUAGAGGAGGGGCAGCAGGAAGACCUGGAGACAGCAGCAGAAGAAGAAUAUGACUAUCAGGCGGCCGACGAUGCAAAUGCUGAAGGCGAAAAUGACUACCAGGAGUAUGAAGACGACGAUGAUCUGGAGGACGACGAUGAUUUCGCGCGCAAGGUUGGCGUGCUGAUCUCCUAGUGUGCUCUAAGCAGGGUGUGCCCCUAUGGCACACCCACAUAGAUUGAAGCAAAGAGGAGGAGCUACCGGUUGCUCCUCUGAAAAUCUUGAUCCGUAUUUUUUUCGCGCUAGAUACUUUUUAGUUCGCCGCGCCGAAGACUUGGGCUAAUAAAGUCUGGAGAAAGAUGAAAUUGGGGACAAAGUUAGCUCAUGGGGAGUUGGGGGAGGGCCUGGGUUUCUCGCAGUGGAAGCAGGCAGCUACCUGUUGUUGUAUUCUAGUGUAUGCGUGUGUGCUCAGUCCCUGCUUGUGUUGUUGUAACAUUAUUAUUAACUGGUGAUGAACAAACAGAUCACACAUUGUACCACUAUUUUGUAUUUCUUCAGUGCAUAAGAUGGUUACAGGACAA
Messenger RNA from Triticum dicoccoides, 2499 nucleotides. Its product is annotated as zinc finger CCCH domain-containing protein 19-like. Gene Ontology annotation, molecular function: metal ion binding; mRNA binding. The coding region runs from base 146 to 2113 and encodes 655 amino acids. Lineage: Eukaryota; Viridiplantae; Streptophyta; Magnoliopsida; Poales; Poaceae. The record is from RefSeq and is a predicted model, not a curated record. The transcript has 3 exons.